CGCUGUUCUUUACUUGAGGUACAAUAAAAAGUCGGACUGGUCGUUUCACAGAAUCCUGCUUUCGUUUCUAUUAUUUUCUUAGAAAAAAGUAUUUUAGGCGAACUUGCCCCUUUUGGAAAACGCUCGGUUACACAAUGUAUUGCUAUUUUAUAUAUUUUUGUUUUUAUAACGGAAACGUCUUUCUGAAGCAUCUUUAAAUCCGCUCUCACCACCCAAUACCUAGCAGCGUUCACUGAGGAAAUCCGACUCAAAGACUCGACUCUUUCACACACGGCACCAUAGCGCAGUAUGACAGACCACAUCCGCCAUAAAAGAGCCGACCGAAGUAAACAUCGCUGCAAACUUAGAGACACGGAGUAACAAAGGGGACAUCUCUAAAUCAUUUGCAAGUAAAAUAUGUUUCUAUAUAUCUUUGGGUUGGUGGUGUUAUUCUAUGCCUACCGAUGGUUUAGAGAGCUGAAGCAAGUGGCAAACAAAUCAGAGAAAUAUGUCUACAUUACUGGGUGUGAUACAGGCUUUGGAAAACUUCUGGCCAAACAACUGGACAAAGAAGGAUUCUGUGUAAUUGCUGGCUGUUACACAGAAAAAGGAGAGGUUGAGCUGAAGAAGACCUGCUCUGCCAGAUUCUCUACUGUUCAGUUAGAUGUUAGUGAUAAUGAUAGCAUUAUGAAGGCUGCAAGCAUCAUUAAAACUCUUGUGGGAGAGAAGGGUCUCUGGGCUGUUGUAAACAAUGCAGGAAUAUCUCAGCCAUCAGGGCAUGUUGAUUGGAUGGUCAUUAAUGACUUUAAGACCAUAAUCAAUGUCAACCUAUUAGGGGUCAUUGCUGUGACCUUGAGUGUGCUACCCUUCAUUAAGAAAGCUAAGGGCCGCAUUGUCAAUAUCUCCAGCGUGCUUGGAAGAAUAUGUUUAUCUACAGGGCCAUACUGUGUCUCAAAAUAUGGAGUGGAGGCAUUCAAUGACUGCUUGAGGUUAAACAUGAAAUUAUUUGGAGUUAAGGUACUGUGCAUUGAACCAGGAUUCUUCAAAACGGACAUGGCAAAUACUAGUCUUAUUCAAGACAGUUUCCAGAAAAUCUGGAACAGACUGCCACAAGAUGUCAAGGAUGACUAUGGAAGUGACUACAUUGACCAGAUUAAAGUAACCAUGACAGAGAGGUUUGGGAAGAAGCUGGAUGGAGAUCUGAUGAAAGUGGUGGGCUGUAUGGUGCAUGCUGUCUCUGCUGUCCAUCCUCGCACCCGCUACUCUGCUGGCUGGGAUGCAAAAUUCUUCUGGCUGCCUCUGUCCUACAUGCCAUCCUUUAUCUCAGAUCGCAUGCUAUUGAAAACCAUGAUUAAACCUAAGGGAUUCAAAUUAAUAUAAAUCUCGUACCAAGAUUGUCACAAGACAUAAUCAUUAAAAUCUACAACAUAAUAAAUUGUAGUAUAGAAUUUUAAUAAAUCUACCAUGAUUUAGUUCUUAAUUAGUAUAGUUAGGUAUGAGGGAGAAACUGAACAAAUGUGUAAAAACUGUUUCUUGUUUGUAUCUACAGUAAUUAUUCUAUGUAACCUAAAGAUAUACAUAAGUACAUAUAAGAUAUGACAUAUUAGGAUAUAUUUUAAAUAAAUUGUCAUGACUGCCAUUCCCUUUUCAGUAGUUUCCAGCCACAUUGUCACUGGCUAAGAAUGACAUUCAACCCUGCUUUUUAUGCCAUAAGAAACCAAUCCAACUUAAGAGUGUCUAGAAAGAUGUUUGAGGAUUACUUUCAACAAUUUAUACCACUAUCAAGAGAUUAACAUAGCAGAAUCUGUACAAGGUAGUAGGAAAGUUAAACCAGGCCAAUUCUGCUUUACAUAUUUUUAUAACAGAGGGACAAGAUUCAAAAUAAGGAACAACACAGCCUUAAAUUUAAAUUACUGCUUUUAUAUUUAUGUAGGCAAAAUAAAUGCAUUUAUACAUAGCUUAUGGAGUGCUGUAUACCUGUUCUGUUUUUCCUGGGUUUUUUUGCAUCCCUAUUUGGAUAGUGUAAAAUCAUCCAUACACCCAUGUUUAUUUCACUCAGCUAUUUCAAUCAGCUAGUUAUUUUACUCAGCUUUGCAUAAUUGGCUUUUUUAUGCUUUUGAAAAUGCAUGGAAUGACAAUGAGCCCUAUAGUACUAUUUCUACUUAAAAAAGAUGUUGAAGUAGUACAAAGCAAUAGAGCUCACAGGGUUUAUGGCACAACCUGAGUGGCAGUGCUUCUUAAUGUUUUGAUACUUGUCAGUAGUAUUUUAGAAACACAUCUGUGUUUUUUUCCACAGUGUGUUGUCUUAAUAAGAAGGCAAAUUACAGACUACUGUGUGUAAGGUGAUAUUACUUUUUAUUUGCAAUACAUUUCACACUAUCCAAUGUCAGACAGAUGUGAAUGGGUUCCUAUUUGAAUCUGGUUCCUCACAAGAUUGUCUUUUUUCUUGUCAUCAUCACCCCUGGCUUGCUCAUUAGGGAUACAUAUAUGAAUGGAAAAUGUAUUUCCUGAAUGUUUACAGUAAGAACGUUUGUAAACCUGCUUUGUGAAAAUGUCCAUUAUGAAAACUGAUACUGUAUACAAAUAAAAUAAAAUUAAAUUAAGAAUUGAUGUGGCAACACUGGCCACUGUAUAAAGCCUACAUAAAUGCUAAGUUGUAUUCAAUAUAAGAAACUGGACUAGUAAAAGUACAACCAAACCACA
Molecule: messenger RNA, 2682 nt
Organism: Silurus meridionalis
Lineage: Eukaryota; Metazoa; Chordata; Actinopteri; Siluriformes; Siluridae
Gene: dhrs9
Product: dehydrogenase/reductase (SDR family) member 9
Exons: 6
Coding region: 397-1359 (320 amino acids)
Molecular function (GO): oxidoreductase activity
Source: RefSeq, a predicted model, not a curated record